Messenger RNA from Orbilia oligospora ATCC 24927, 1413 nucleotides. RefSeq lists its product as uncharacterized. Gene Ontology annotation, biological process: proteolysis. The coding region runs from base 1 to 1413 and encodes 470 amino acids. The record is from RefSeq and is a predicted model, not a curated record. Gene Ontology annotation, molecular function: metalloaminopeptidase activity. The transcript has 6 exons. NCBI's taxonomy places the organism in Eukaryota, Fungi, Ascomycota, Orbiliomycetes, Orbiliales, Orbiliaceae.
AUGGGUUCCAAAACUCCAGAAAACGAACCUCAUCGCAAUGAUCAUGGCGAUUCAUCGAACUCGAAUGGAGCCUGUCGUGAUGGCGGCGAGCCGCGGGGCUCCCAUAACUCUCGAGACGGAGAUGGCUGUCUCGGAGAUGUGGUAAAUGAGGAUGACAGCGACGACGACGACGACGCCCACGGUGAAGUGACUAUCAUCUCCACUGAAAAUCAAUUACCUUCCGAAAGCACUAGCGCAAAGAAGAAGAAGAAAAAGUCAAAGAAGAAGAAGAAGAAGACGGUGUCCGGGGCUAAGAAGCAAUCCAAUCCCCCCAGGAUUCCGUUGACCGAGCUUUUCCCGACCGGGGAGUAUCCUGAAGGAGAAGUCCAGCACUAUACCAAAAUCCGGACGAAAACCGCUGAGGAACGCCAUACGGCUCGUCUACAAUUUAACGCGGAAGACGGGGAAUUCCUACAAACUUACCGCAAGGCGGCCGAGGUUCACCGGCAGACCCGUCGUUGGGUCCGAGAAAACGUCAAACCUGGUCAUAGUACCUUGGAGAUCGCAGAGGGGAUCGAAGAUAGUGUUAGAGCGCUUUUAGGCCACCCAGGGUUAGAAACAGGGGACAGUCUUAAAGGCGGAAUGGGCUUCCCUACUGGCAUCUGCCUUAACCAUGAAGUCGCCCACUAUACGCCGAGUCCUGGGAAGGGGGUUGUAGUACAGCAUCAGGAUGUCAUGACGGUCGAUUUUGGUGUUCACAUUAACGGCUGGAUCGUCGACAGCGCCUUUACUAUGGCUUUUGACCCUACGUACGAUGACCUUUUAGCCGCGGUCAAGGAUGCAACUAACACUGGGGUCAAGACUGCUGGUAUCGAUGUACGUAUCUCGGAUGUUAGUGCUGCUAUCCAGGAAGCAAUGGAAAGCUGGGAGGUCGAGAUCCGUGGAAAAACCUACCCCGUCAAGCCAGUCCGAAAUCUCACAGCGCAUGACAUCAAACACUGGCAUAUUCAUGGUGGGAAAUCGAUUCCAUUUGUGAAGAACUCGGAUCAAACCAAAAUGGAAGAGGGCGAAAUAUUCGCCAUCGAGACUUUUGGGUCCACCGGUCGCGGCUAUACCCGUGACGACGUCGGGAUUUAUGGUUAUGGACUUAACCACGAUGCCCCAUUAACAACAUCGCUUCCUCUUGCGUCUGCUAAACGACUGCAUAAGACCAUUAGGGAGAACUUCAGUACGAUCGUGUUUUGUCGUCGAUAUCUUGACCGACUAGGUCUAGAUCGCUACCUCGCAGGCAUGAAUUGUCUCGUUCAACACGGUAUUGUCGAGGCCUACAAACCUUUGACAGAUAUUGAGGGUUCAUAUUCCGCACAGUUCGAGCAUACUCUUAUUCUGAGGGAGAGCCACAAAGAAAUCUUGAGUCGUGGAGAAGAUUAUUAA